Rosa rugosa (rugosa rose) is the source of this 1977-nucleotide messenger RNA. RefSeq lists its product as uncharacterized. The record is from RefSeq and is a predicted model, not a curated record. Bases 95 to 1783 code for a protein of 562 amino acids. The transcript has a single exon. Lineage: Eukaryota; Viridiplantae; Streptophyta; Magnoliopsida; Rosales; Rosaceae.
GAACUCCACCCAAACACACGCGACUGAAAAGGCAAAGCGAGUGUUGGAGAGAGUGAGUGAGUGAGAGAGAGAGAGAGAGAGAGAGAGAGGUGAAAUGGACUUCCAUAACCAUUUCAACACCACCAACAGAGCGGAAGCGGAGCGGUGGCUGAGCACCGCCGUGAAGCUACUGACGACACGUGACCUGCACGGGACCAAGAGCUUCGCGAUCCGUGCCCGAGAGUCCGACCCGAGGCUGGGCGCCACCGACCAACUAAUCGCCGUGGCCGACACGCUCCUCGCCGGAGAGUCACGGAUCAACAACCAGCCCGACUGGUACGCGAUUCUUCAACUGGCCCACCGCACUCACAGCCUUGAGCUCGUGGCGACUCAGUACCGUCGCCUCGCCCUUCUCCUCAACCCUCAGGCCAAUCGGUUUCCUUACGCCGAUCAGGCCUUCCGUCUCGUCUCCGACGCCUGGACCGUGCUCUCAAACCCCUCCAAGAAGGCCCUCUACGACCACGACUUGAAUAUCUACUCCCGGUUCGACUCGCCUCCGCCCUCCUCCGGGUCAACUCAGUUGUUUGAAAGGCAGUUCUUGCAAAUGCAUGCACCACCGCCACCGCAACAACCAUUUCAACAGCGGCUGCAGCCACUUCAGCGGCCGCAGCAGCUGCAGGCUCAACCGUUUCCGCACCAAUUACAACCGCAACCACUUCAGCAGAGACCACAACCGCCACCUCAGGCACAAGAAAAGAGACAGCCACCACCGCCGCCGCCGCCGCAAAAUCAACAAUCACCACAGAAGCAGCAGCAGCAGCAGAAUAAGCCAGUGAGAAAAAGCCCAAGGAAGAAGGACGGAAGAGUGGCCGGUGAGGAAGAAACGCCGAAUCCUAACAAUGUGGCUAACAAUGUGACUGAGUUUGAGCCAGAGUCAGCUGCCCCUCUCCCAUCUGAGUCGCUUAGUACAACUCAGGUGCAAGCGGAGUCUGAUUCCGGGAAUUUCUGGACGGCAUGCCCCUACUGUUAUCACCUCUUUGAGUACUCGAGAGUUUAUGAGGAGUGUAUGCUUCGGUGUCAAAACUGUAAGAGGGCUUUCCAUGCUGUGGUGAUAUCGACACCGCCUGUGAUGGACAAUGGGGAAGCAAAUUUCUGCUGCUGGGCCUAUUUCCCAAUGGGGUUAUCAGGGAGUGUUAAAGAUACAGGAGGGUCAUCUAACUGGACUCCCUUUUCAACUAUGUUUGCUUGCCCUUUACCGGGUACUACGAAGAAAGUUGGGAGACCUAAGAACGCUGCUAUGGGGUCAAGGGUUUACUACGACGAUGAUGACGCCUUUCUUGACAUUUCCGAUCCCAGUGAGGAAUCCGAUGAUGAGUGGCAGAAGGAUAAGAGGAGGAAGAAGAGAGCAGGAAGACCAAAAGGAAAAGCUUCCACUUCUAGAACCCCUGCAAGAGCUUCAGAGAGAUUAAGGAAGGUGACUCAAAAUGUUGGUGGGCAGGGCAUGGUGAGUAAUGGUGGGACACUGGGUGCUGUGUCUGCAUCCAAUGGGGAAUCCAGUAAGAAGACAAGUGCUAGUGCAAGAAAGCGAGGUGCUGCUACGUUGGGAAAAUUGGAUUUGAAUGUGGAGUUUAGUAAUAAUGAGGUAGAGGAGCAUGCUGCUCAGACAAUGAGUGAUGGGAACGGGACAGCAAAUGGGGAGGAGGAUAAUAUUGAAGGGAUUGAGUUCUUCGAAGGUCUUGAUGAGUUCUUGAGCAGUCUGCCCAUACUCAAUGUUGUUGGCAAUGACAAGGUAAAGGCUAAUUAGUGAAGGGCAAGACUUUACUUUUUCUCAUUGCUGCUUUAGCUGUUGUAGUUGCUUUUCGGAUGCAUGAUGUAUUGAAAGGUGAAGAAGAGCUUCUAAGUGUUUUGUUUAAUGGCUCUGUUAUUUUGAUGUGUAAUCUGCGGCUAUGUAAACUUAAAUCUAGCUCUAGCUCUUGAAAUGUUAGUUCAAUUUCUGUA